Molecule: messenger RNA, 5333 nt
Organism: Pieris brassicae (large cabbage white)
Lineage: Eukaryota; Metazoa; Arthropoda; Insecta; Lepidoptera; Pieridae
Gene: Drep2
Exons: 4
Coding region: 433-1641 (402 amino acids)
Biological process (GO): regulation of apoptotic process; apoptotic process
Source: RefSeq, a predicted model, not a curated record
CGCUCGCCGGCGCAACGCGCCGAUCAAAUCUACUUAACCUCUAAAACUAAUUAUAUUACACACGCAUUUAAUAGAAUUCUAUUUAGCCGCGUGAGUAUGUAAUUGGAUUACCGAAGCGUGGAUUAUUACGUAAAACUGUGGAGUGCCAAAGAUUAGUUUAACUAAGAGGUGACAAAAAAUUAUAAAUAUUAUUUACGUGUGUAUUACUUAUUUUAGGAAUACAAUUGAACGUGUUCUCCAUAUGAUGGACAAUAAAUAUGCGUUUCUUAUUUUGUGAUAGAAAUUCGUUUCAAAUAUUAACUGACUGAAAAACAAAAUGUUUAAACUGAUAAAUAAUGUUUGUCUUUCAAUUGAUAAGUUAAUAUUUUUAUACUGUUUUACUUUAAAGGCUAGACAAUUAAGUGGACUUUGAGUGAAGUGAGUGUCAUCAAUAUGAUUGUCGAAAUACAAGAGGAGGUUAGAGGAAAGAGGCCUUUUAAGAUAUGGGACAGCUCCCGAAAUGUAAGGAAGGGGCUGGUCGUAACAAGUUUUGAAGAAUUAAUACACAGAGGAAAGGAAAAGCUCUCGGUAGCAGCGAGUGAGCCGGUGCGGCUAGUUUUGGAGAGCGACGGUACGCAGGUUGAGGACGGAGAAUACUGGCGAACUCUUCCUCCUAAUACUGUGCUGCUCCUACUACGGCCCGGCGAGCGCUGGUAUCCCACCGGUGUCGACGUUAUUAAGGCUGCGAUAUCUGCAAUACCGAAAAUAGUAUGCGAGACGAUCCACGCGCUCGAGUUACACGAUGAGACCCCUUCAUGGAAGAUCAUGGACAACAAGGGGCGCGUCACCGUCGUGCUGCACUGGGACCAGCGGCCGCAGGCAUCGCCUGCCGCGCGUUCACCCAGCCGUCAGGUUAAGCCUGACAGGCGUCCUUCGCUCGUUAUCCAGACAUCUGUGGAUCGGCCGCAGCCGCCGCCACCCCACAUAACCGUGGUUAACCAUGACGAGCCAGGACCGGCGAGACCGCGUCUGGCGCGCGCAGGUUCCUCCCUCGAUCAUCACGUGCACACGGCUGAUUGCCGGGCCGCCCCACCGGCACACGCUCCGCGGCCUGCCGCCGACGAGUGCGAUUUCCAUUGCUGCGCGCUGCACGAGGAGGGCCGCCGUAUCGCGGUGCACAAAAGUGUCGCCACCUCACCCAUCCAGGACGCUCAGCCGCGUGCCUCGCCUCAGGGCCGACCCAAAGGUCACGUGCGCUUUUUAGACGCAGAAUCGGCGCGCCGCGGCGAGCGGGACUCAUCCGAGAGCGAGACGGAGAACACUCUUGUCGAGGACGAGGCCGUCACGUCCGAGAAAUUUCUUCUCCUCAUAGACCAGCUGAGCGUCGACCAGAAGCGGCACCUCACCAUCAAAGACAUAGGUAUCAUUUUAGAGCGGCUGAGCUCAAAAAUUUUAGACGUGGAGCGGUUGGACAGGGAGUCGGAGUCGGACGACUGCUACAAUUGGACGAUCAAAGCGACGAUAAGAGGGGACGCGCUGCGCGAGCUCGGUGUCAUAUAUAACGGUAAUUACUACGCCAUUAGCGAGCACCCCGGCUACCGAGAGGAGAACGAGGAAGCGGGAGACGAGGGUGAAGAGGAAGAAGAAGAGGAUCGACUCUGAUCGGGCCUGUGCGGCGCCGCCGUGCCCGCCGCCGCCGCGCUUCGCCUGGCGCUGUGCCGCGUCGCCGCGCGCUGACCGCCGCACGUCCAUCGCACUGUAACCGCACCACACCGCCCGCCGCCGUACGACAACGAGACAGCACCGAAUGUAACACGGUCGAUCACCUCAAGGUACUAGGCUACCGAGGACUCGUUAAUCAUAUAACCAGUGAAAAAUCGUAAAGUAGCGAAAUCCCGGGGUGUGUUUUAGAAAUCAGCGACGAAUCGAUUUGAAACAUGUAGUUUGAAACAUGCAGACACAUAGAGACUUUUAUGAAAUUUUGCCGCGGGUGCUUCGCGUCGCCGCCACGAGACAGGCGGCGCGAGGCAACGAGGCCUAGUUUAAUAGUGAAAUUAAUAUAAGUAAAACUGACUUCCUAUCGAUUUCUAAGAUGAAUUAAUCGUGGCAGCCGGACCCCGGCCAGCCGUAUGUAGUUAAUGUACACAUAUAAUACGUCGACAGCAGACAUGGUAACAGCACAAAUAUGGAUAUCAUCGACAUUGUUUUCGAUAUAUAAUUAGAUAUGUAAUAAAUUAUACACGAUUUAGCAAGUACUCAAGAAAUUAAAUUUCAUACAUAUGAAUAUUAUCAAUUGGGAAUUACCUGAAUCGGUGUCCUACAUUCCGACAGUAUACCUCGGGUCGUCGUUCGUAUCUAACAGCCGUAGUUUGGGGUUUUAAUUUGAAUUUGGCCUAAGCAUUCUGCCGUAAAGACCCAAAUAAUUCGUUUCGGUUUAAUUACCCAAAUCAAUCAUCCGCAUUUAUACAUGAAAUUAAAAAAAAACAAUAAAUAUAGCAAAUUAGACUAUUAUAUACACAACACUCGUAAUUGGUAUAGGAAAUUAAUUGUAACUGGCUAAGGCGAAUUACGUUGCUCAUAAUAUUAUAUUCGUUUGCGUGAUUGCGAGCGAAUGCGAUUGAACGUUGUAUCUGUGUCGAUAAAGGAAUACGAGGCGAUUUCAAAGAGUGAGUUUAGGGAAUACGAUAGAUAAAAUAAAUUAUACUAAUCAAUAAAAUUACAAUGUUAUAAAAGAGGUUGUAAUAAAAUACGAUAGAACCGCCACCGCAUCUAAUUAUCGUGCCGAAUCGACACUUGUUAGCAGUAAGUCGGAUCUUGUACCUAGCUCUAUAAUUGUAGUAUUAUUGUAACGUUUUUAAUUUUUGUAUAGUACAGUCAUAAAUCACUGUUGUAUGAUAUAAUAAGUUUUACAGUCGCGCCGUGCCCGGACCGUUAUAAAUUGUAUAGUUAAUUAAGAUUAACAUUAAUAAUAUGAUAUUAUGUAUAAGUACAGGUCACUAGCACACGUACGAAUGUUCAGAAGGUCACUUUCACUUAUUGUGUAAUUGCAUUGGUGUACUAAGCCUGUAACUUUCUGAAUGGGGUUUUUCUUCAUUUAUAUUAACAGACCCAUGAAAAUCGCUUCUGUUAUAGACUUAGUUAAAUUUGUAGUUUAGAGUCGCUGCUGCGUAUUAAAUCUCCUUGCUAGAUGGCCACAGACUACUUAGUUCACUAAUCAAUCAAAAGUAUUGUUAGUUAAAAAUUCAACUGUUUUCUAUUUACCAACACGCCACAUAAUUACUAAAUUGAUUUAUUAAGAUAAGCUUUGUUUAAAAAAGCUGAUUCUUUUUCGGUAGCAUAUGUAAAAGUUCUCAUAUUAAAUAAUGUACAAAUGUUUGGCCUGUUCAAACAUUGUUAAACAUUUACAAAUUGGUGACGUGAGAAGUGAUUUUCAUGGGUUUUUAUCGUAUUUCGAGAGCUGCUGUUUACUUUAUAAAGCUGUGUUUAUACGAUAUUUAUUCGAAAAUGGGUGAUAUAUCUGGAAAUCUAUAAGGAUAUGCUGAUAGUCUUGUGUUAGACAAUUUAAAAACUCUUUCACUUAUCGUAUAAAUCUUACUAAAUAUUCACGAAUUAUUGAAUCAAAAUCAAGCAAUGUAUUCUUCACACCGGGGUGAAUGUGAUUAUUACUUUCAUUCAGUGAAAUAACAUUUAUCAGGUUAUUUCAGUUAACUAUUGUGAAAUUUAAUUAUGUACAUCGAUGGCCAGUAUUAUUCAACUAACAAGAAUAAAUUAGGGACAGGGCUUUAUUAAGAUACCGAUAAUAUGUGCGAACGAAACUGUCUUAUGAUAUUACACUACAUAGAAAAAAACAUAGUCUACUGAAGGAUUAGGAUGGUCAAAACUCUUCUUCAAGAAAUAAUUUAUUUACGUUAUACGAAGGAAUAGAUUACAAAAUAAUAAGUCGCUCUCUUCGACAAUUCACAAGAAUGUAGCAAUAAUAUUGUUUAAUAACUGUAGUCAAACGCUUAAUUUUAUUAUUAGUACCGAAAGUGUCAAAUCUCUUUUAUAAAUAACUUUACGUCUGUCUUUGUGUCUGUAUAUCCUAAGUGUAAUGAUAUCGAUUGACUUGUCAGCCAUUAUUGUAAACAUAUACCGAGCAUUCAAUUGGAGAAACAUUUUGUAAACUUCAUGAUUUCAGGAAUUUCUACAAUCUAUGGUAAAAAUAAAAAAGGCAAAAAUGUUUUGAACGUCUCAAUAUUUUAGAACUUCAACUCCUGAUCUUCGUGCGCAAAUUCUAUUGCUGUUUCAAAUUUACCAUUUUGUAAUUUUGUAUACAAAUAUAUAAUUUAUAUACAACACAGCUUACAAAAUGAAUACUUUUCCGUAUUGACAGAAUUAAAUUAAAUUUAACAUUACCGGAUCCCCUAAAGUGAGCAUUUACUUAACAAAGAUAUUAUAAUUCUAAAAGUAAGAUUUGGAGUGAAUCGAGAUCACAUCGCAACCUAUGGUUAUCUUAGCGAUUUCCGUCUUAAUUUUAACCAGCUUAAUUGCCUAAAGGGUGGUACGCCCUUUUAAUUUAUGUGAUUGUACAGUUAAGAAUUAUAUCAGAGACAUCGCGAUACUCAACGCACAUGUAUAUGAUUGUUUAAACUAAAUAAGUGAAAAAAUAGACAUAUGUUUCAAAUAUAUUUUUGUUCAGAUUUAUAAUAGUUUCCCUUAGAUAUCUCAUUUAAAUAUCAACCUAUAUUAAGGGUUUAAUCUUGCGGCUGUCAUAUAAUAAUUAUCUAGUGUACUUAAUUUCUUUCAAUGUGUUCCAAAAAUCUCGUGUGUAAAUAUGUUUUUCAAUUAUGAGGCGAGUAAAAUAUUGAAUGUUAGUAACAUACAUUUAUUUUAAUUAUAAGCAGGAAGACUUGUUGAGUCCUGCAGAAUACAAAUUGAUUCUUAGCAAUAUUCUCACAUUUAGUUAUUGUUAGUUCAUUAAAUUGAAUGUUUUUUCUGACAGUAUUCCAUUUGUUCACAAGUAUAUUAAUAGGAAGAUUGCCAAAACGAUCGCUUUAACGAAUAAAAAUAGUUAAAUGUGGUUAUAAUCCUAUUGUGAAAGGGAUUUUUAUUAUAUAUUAUUCACGUUUGAAGUGACUGUAAUUAAUUUUAAUAAUAUAUUCUUGAAAAGUGCCAAAUAUUUCAAAAAUAAUGUUAUCGAAACUUUUGUUAACCGUUAUGAUUUCCAAUUAGAAACAUCACAUAAUGUAAAAGUAAUUUAAUUUAUUUGUAAAGCUUCCAUCUUUCUUAAAAACUUAAUUUCUAUUUGAAUCGUUCAUAGACUGAGGCAGGACCGGUUUUUGUUUGUAAAAUUAAGUGAUGUACCCGAAAAUUCA